This is a messenger RNA of Siniperca chuatsi (mandarin fish), 6953 nucleotides long. RefSeq lists its product as uncharacterized. The record is from RefSeq and is a predicted model, not a curated record. Gene Ontology annotation, cellular component: cytosol; cytoplasmic stress granule. The transcript is spliced from 19 exons. Gene Ontology annotation, biological process: positive regulation of translation. Gene Ontology annotation, molecular function: mRNA 3'-UTR binding. NCBI's taxonomy places the organism in Eukaryota, Metazoa, Chordata, Actinopteri, Centrarchiformes, Sinipercidae. Bases 506 to 5686 code for a protein of 1726 amino acids.
CUCAGUAUUUCUAAAAUCGUGGCUACAGCCCUGCAGGUGUGCUAUAAAACAAUAAUAAUGAUAAAUUUCAGAUUUUACUGAAUCGUACAGUUUCCAUAGCAACUGCAGAGUUUGUGUGCACGGUCAGGAAAGUAACGUUAACGGGCGGUUUUACGGAAGCAAACGGAAGAGAAAGUCACACUCCCAAAACACACCGCAAGAAAGCCCAGAAAUCAGGCGCGAGUUCAACGCAGCAGGAGGACAGGUGACAGAUUUAUUUCGUGACCCUUUGGAGGGGCCCGGCCCUCUAGGUUGGGAACCACUGGACUAAACUACCGAACUUCACUCACUUACACAAUCUCCGUGGUGACCAUCGACAGCGGCAGCGCUCGUCCCGUUGAGUUACCCACCAGCCCGUGUCACAUGACGUCAGACCAGAAUCCACAGUGUCCAGCUGAUCUACAGGUGCAGUUAUCGCUCGGAGCGCUGGGUCCUGGAUACUACUACGUCUACCAGGCCAGAGAAGAUGGGGUGCUGCUUUAGUAAGGAGCUCAACCCCGGCCUGCAGAAUGAGAGGAGCAGUCUGUUACAGCCCCCGCUCCACGAUGGGCUGAAUGAGGUGACAGAGCAGGUCAGGCAACACGCUGUGGCUGUAGCUCAGCAUGUGUGCUUAGACGAAGAGGAGACAUGUGUGGCAGACAGACCGGCCCAGAAGAAGCCUCCGGAAGAUGAGGAAAGACAUCCAGAACUGGACAACAAAGUUUGGACAGAGGCGGCCGUGGUCAGCAGGGACAGCACCACGCGGAGUGAGAGGGAUCUUAAACCAGCGAGCACUCACGAGGAGAAGGGGGCUAUUAUUAUCACAACCAGCACAAACAUACAUACAGACACGGACGCAGAGGCCGGUGUGACACACACUGCCAGGCCCAGCUGUGGACCGGCUCCGUAUAUGGAGGUGCCCACGCAGAGUCCACUCAGACAGAAGAUUUUGGAGAAUGCCACACUCAGGGCUUUAUGGUUCAAUCAGCUCCCAGACGGGCAGAAGCAGCACAAACUGUCAAGCUGUUGGUCAGCUCCCGCCAGGUUACCCUCUGCUAACGCCACAGUGAGUGAGGUGUCAGAUUACCAGACGCCACCACUGGUCAGCUUGUGUCAGGGGACACGGCAGGAUUCCCCCAAAGCUGAGCACAAGGAUGAGGAAGGCGAGGAAGUCUGUGUCGUCGCAACAACACUGGGUCAAGGUUUCGAAUCAAGGACCCGGAGUUUCUACAGCAUAUGUUCCAUUGACGCUGAUGACCUUGAACAUGACCACAUCCACAGCCAGUCCCGAACAGCUGGAGCAACAUACUCACUGCACACAGCUGAAGUAGAAACAGCUGCUCUGCCCUGCAUAGUGGAGUCUCCCGUCUCCAGCCAAUCGCACACAGAGGCAUCCACACUCUGUGACCAGUUGUAUGUCACAGAAUCUAAAAUGACCAGCCAAUCACAGGAUGAGGAACCAGCUUCAGCACAAUCACAUGCUGCAGAACAGUCUUCCACCAUCCUGCCACAGACACACUCAGGCAAUUCACUCUCAGCAGAGCAGACCACCUUAUCUCAUCCUGUUGUAUCUCAACAGCUGGUAGACCCUCUGUGUGACCUGCUGCCCCCGUCCAGCAUUCAAAUAAACAACGAUGAAGCUCAGGUGUCCACCCAGGACAGCCCUCAGCCUGAAGAUUUUAACUGCCAGACAGCUGCAAAGGACACACAUGAGUCCAAGGAUGACAUGUUGUUGACGUCACACAAAGAUGAAAGUGUAUGUGUGGAGGAGGAGACAGUGAAGGGAUCAGAGCAGAUAAUAGUUACAGAGAGGUGUGUGUGUAUAGUGGAAGAGAGUGUGUGCUUGGGGGUCCACGGAGCAGCAGAGGGAGUCUUUAGUGCCACAGAAGAAACGGUGGUCAAAUUCCAGGAGGAAGAAUUGGAUCAGAGUGUGGAUUCUGACUUUAACCCUCUGGACGAUCAUCUGCAUGAGUCUGACCUGUUAACAGAGCAGGACAUCCAAAGUUCACAACCAGCAACUGAAACUCCUAAACUGGAUAUUUCCAGUCAGACCCCCAGUUUUUCAAAGCCUGACCUCAACCUCACACCACUGCGCGAGGAGGAGGUUGCUUUGCUUCUGUCUGGAGGACAGUUUGAGAUGGAUAAAUCCUCCCUGCAGAGCGAAGCUAUCCCUGUGAGUAUCUGCAGAAGCCACAGUGAGGAGGGUGUUGUUGAUCACAGCGGCACAGCAUGUACGCCUCUUACAGAGGUGUCCUCAGUUUCCACCAUCUCAGCUGUGUCAUCACUGCCCAUUGAACUGACUGCCUUCUCCUGCCACACAAAUCUGACACCUCUCUCAGACUUAAAAAGCACAUCUCACCAGUGUGACUCCAUCACAUCUGACAAAUUAGACGUUAAUUCAAACAAUCCAACAUUUGAAUUGAGCAGCAUUAAGCCUCCUAGUCAAGAUGUUGAACCUGUAUUCACUGAAUCUGAGCAUAGUGAUGCCAGGUUUGAUGACAGUGACACACAGCUUGACCGUUCUGAUGUGAAAACUGAAGGUGCGGCGGUGUCUCUUAAACAUGGCUCAGACAAGCCUUUUCAGGAUGUCCUCAUGAGUGGAGAUGACAGGCAGGCAGUCAAAAAAUCUAAACCAGAAAUGUGUCAGAACAGCAAAUAUGUUGAGGGAGGUGAUGUCACAGUCGUUUUACCUGAAACAGCUGAAAACACGUCUCACCUAGAGGCGAGUGACAGAAAAGGGGACCUGUUGUCAGAGUACUUCGACGACUGUAAAGUUGUAAAUACAAGCAUCGCUCUUCAUGACCCCGAGGACCCCGAGAGCAGUGUUGAACAUUCAAGUCUCAGCCCUCUCACACAAUCUCCUCCUGCUGAAAGUGAUCUUUCUUUUACUACUUCCUCCACUCCACGUCCCUCUUCCUCAUCUCUGUGCACAUCUUCUGAGAAAGGUGAGCAUAGUUUUUAUCCAGAGACUGAAACUGAUACUACUGAGAGUGGAUGCAGACAAAUCCAACUGAAGGUAAAUCCACCAGAGAAAGUAUUUAUGCAUGCGUGUGAGGAAGGGGAAGAGACAACAGCUGCACAGGGGACUCAGAUUGAUCCGCCCUUCUUCAUGCCAAUCAAGCAUGAAUCUGCAGAUACAGUAGAACAGCACCCCCACACUCCUCAAACAGCCUCUGAACCCCCAGAAUUAUUAACCUCCAGUGUUUCCUCUGAUUGUAUGAACCGUAAAGUCGACAUUAGCCUGCAGCAUGACGCUGUUGACUGUUUACCUCAAGCUGGAGAUUCAUCAAAUAGAAUUCGCUCAGAGGAAAUGAAUGAAAUGGAGAUGCACAUGUCACAGGAGGAGCACCCUGCAUUUGACAGCGAUAUACAGCAAGAAACUCCCAUUAUUUCAGCCACUGAGACACUGUCCCAAAGCGUCAUGGUCCAUGCUGAUACCAGCAUCUGUGACUCAUACAUGAUUCUUAAUGACUUCAGCUGUCCAGAUGAGAAAGCCGCGGUUUUGGACUGCCAGGAGGACCACACCAUGAUCACUGUGGACCCAGGUCAGAUUGAUGUUUAUGCCUCAACUCCGUCAUACGAGAUUCACUUCCUGGGUCACGAGCCGUCAGCGACUGCUGAGGAGGGAGAGAGAGAAGGAGGGAUGAGGGAGAUGGUGUCUGAGCUGCUGGGAGAGGACGCAGACUCCUCCGUCUGCCGCCGCUAUCCCCACCCCUGGAUCAAGCUGGAUCUGGAGAAGAGCUGCGGGGGGUGGGCCCAGGGCGCGUCUGAGGCAGAGCCCAGCCAGGGUGAUAGCAAGACGGGCACCCACGUGGAGCAAAUCCCAGCCUUGGUCUCAGAGCUCCAGCCCUCUAUGGCUCUGCUGGGAGCUUACCCCUACAGCACUGUGAUGCCUCAGGGACCCUGUGUGUGGGACUGGCACACAGAUUGUACUCAGUCUGGACCUACUGCUGCCCCUAGCCUUAACCCUAAUGCUGAGGUAUGGACCAAUCCCAACUUUAACUUGGAUGUCCCUGGCCCCGCCUACCUACAGGCUCAGCAGCCAUGGCUGCAAUUCCCCAACGAUCUGACCAAUCACGAAGGACACAUGCCCGAAUUGCAGCUGGAGAAAAUGGGCCUGACUGAGGCUGUGGCUGAGGCAGAUCCCAGCACACUAGAGUACCAGACACUGACUGCCGAAGCUCCUAUAGUUAAUGGAGAGCCCAGUGAACCACCUGUCACAGAUGAGAUCAGACAAGAGCUGAGGACAGUUUUGGAGUCCUGCCUGACCAGGGAGCACCUUGGCAACGACCUGUACCUCAAUUCUCAGAUGGACAGCGACCAGUAUGUCUCCAUCGCAACUCUGGCCAGCCUCGACAAGAUCAAGAAUCUCAGCACGGACCUGGACCUCAUCUCCGACAUUUUGAAAUCUCUGCCGCUGGUGCAGGUGGCUCCGUGUGGACAGAAGGUCCGGCCCAGUCAGAGUCGAUGUGUCGUCAUCCUGCGUGAGAUCCCCAACAGCACUCCUCAGGAGGAGGUGGAGGCUCUCUUUGACGGGGAGGACCUGCCCAAGUUCCUGAGCUGUGAGUUUGUGAGCAAUGAUAACUGGUUCAUCACAUUCAAAUCGGAAGCCGACGCACAACAGGCCUACAAGUACCUCAGAGAAGAGGUUCGGGUGUUUAAGGGAAAGCCGAUCAUGGUGAGGAUAAAGGCCAAAACCAUGGCAGUUACUUCCUACGCUCCAAAAAAUGGCUACAGACCCGCCCAGCUGGACCAGUGCGGCAAUCAUUACGGCUCCUACUUCCCCCCAAGCACCUUCCAACAGCAGCCCUGCCCCACCCACAUACCAGCACAGCAGCUGUAUGAUUUCACCAAUGAGAUGUGGGGUUCAGCUGCGACAGGAUACCAAGAAUGUGCUGAGCAGCCUUCAACAUUGAUGAAUGACUUCAUGAAUGGAUUCUCAGGAGCUUCCACUUUCAAACCUCAUAACCCACACAGGCAGAGGAGAGGCUCAAGGUGGUCAAACUCCGGAGACCGUUGGCAGUCCCAUCAGAAUGAUUCCUCACACUUGUCAGAGCAUGCACCAGUGGAGCGCUCCUCUUCUCCAACAAAGCCGGGUCGAGGGCGUUCACGGGGCAACAUGCGCCGUCAGAGCAGAGGUGGAAGGUCGGAGCCCAACAAGCAAGUUGUGUCACCCACUUCUGAUUGGGGAAGGAGAGGAAACUUCAGCCAGAGGAGGAGAGAGAACCCGAGGUCAUGGGACAAAUCUGCUGGAAACAAUCGUAAUGCACCGAGUCAGUCGCCGCCUCGUCAACCAUCUCCUCCUCUUGAGCUCGGGCUCACGAGCUUCCCUCCUCUUCCUCCGGCAAACACUGUCAUAGCAACGAUACCUGCAGCUAAUGGCAAUGUCAAGAGUCCAGUCAAAAGCAGCAGCCCGUGUGCAUCAGUGCCAACGAUCUCACAGGAGCCUCAGCCAGUCUUACAGCAAUCUGCAGCCACAGCACCAGCUUCUCCUGGAAUGAGAAGGAGCAUGCAGAGACGACCAGUGAGGCCAAACCAGCACAGCUUACACAGGAACCAGUCACGGAGUCCAAGAAGCCAAGCUACGCGGAGAUCUGCCAGAGAACAUCAUCCAAUGAGCCGGUGCCGUUCGCUGACCACGCCUCUUCAGAGGCAGAGCACAUCCUGACCUAUCCGGACCAAGCGUCCAAACCAGCUCUGUUGCCACGGUGAUCAUAUUGGUUGGAGAAAACGACAACUAACUUUUUUUGUCCUAUGGGUGUCACAUAAGCUGAAAAUGUAUUAUUAUACUGUCCUAACUACACGAACCAGCUGCACUUUUACUAUGAAGAACAAUCUGUGUGUACAGAGUGAUGUGAUAUCAUUUACAGUGCAGAAAGAUUGUUAGGAUAUAUUACAUUAAGCACCAAACACAGCCUUUAAAUCAACUAUGUUUAGGUCUGGAUCUUAAAACCCUUCAAGUGUGCAUCGGGUGUGGGGGUCUGACUGCUGACUCAGGAUGUGGGUCUGGGGUCGCUAACCACUCGGGAUGUUUAAGCCAACUUUUCAGUUUUUAGAGAGGAAGCUGGAAAUAAUUUGUGAAUGUUUAUCUGUAACUUUACGUUAGUUUUAUUUCUUGGUUUGUAGUUCAGAUCAGUUUAUUGAGAGCCAGGUUCCAUUUUGAUUUAGUCUCGUUUUGCUGAUGGCACUGGCGCUUCUUUUCCUGCUGUUUGUGUGUUUGGUGUUUUCUCGCUGUACAGGAUGUUCUGCCACGACUUUUUUCCCAUACAUCUGUGUUAUUCUUUAGUCUACAGGCCGCUGUGGGCACACAUGAUGCUUUUUCUCUAAAUAUUAGUACUAGUCACCCAGUUUGUUUCCAUUUUUAGAUGAUGGUGAGAGGUCCAGGCCUGUAAUGAACCAAGGGCCAGUGUGUAUUAGUGAGUACUGAGAGGAUCAGACCUCUGUAUUGAUUUGAUGUUGCUAGUCCAGGAAUCAAAGUUAACUUGAAAGUAUGUUCCCCUUGAAAAAGCACUGAAUAUUAACUCUAUCUCUGCAUGAUUUUUUAUUUCAUUUUAGAAUUUAAUUUAUGUCAUUUUUAUUUAUGUUAGACAGGAGUGCCUUUGUGUGUUAAAGCUUUAGUCUCACCUGUGUUGAGAAAGAAGUCUGGUUGAUGUACCUCAGUGUCAUAACGUCCAGUGUUUUGGACACAUUUCAGGUCGUCCCAUAAAGGGAAACAUCCUUUUGGCUGGGUGUAAACAGCACAAAGAACUUGAACUGUGUUUAAGAACUUGAAUUUGAUUGUACGGAGUCCAGUGUUCUUCUGUUUAAAAUAUACAAUUUUAAAUGUAAAACAGUUGUCAUGGAGAAAGAGCAGGCACGGUUGUGGCCCAUGUUACUUUGUCUGUACAGAUGUACAUAUUGAACAAAUAUUAAAGAAGUGCCUUCGAAGUUAAAAA